GAAGCUUUAGUUUUGUCCUUGGUUUUACCAUUUCUUCUUCUCUUUCAAAGCUCCAAAGCCCUAAGCUUUUAGUCGGACUUAAUACAGUCGGAGACGGCCUCCACCUCAUCGCUCCCCCACAGCCACCGCCCCCAUCGGCACCACCACCACCGCCGCCAUUGAGUUGAUUUGAAUUAUCGGAAGUGAGUCUUUCUCUGCUCCCAGCUGCCAUUGACCACACCGUCCGGACUUCUUUCUUUGAUCGAAAACAUUCUCUUUCAAUUCAGCUCCUUGGCAACCCUCAGGAGUUUUUGCCAUGCACCGUGUAGCGAGUGCAGGGAAUACGUCAAGUUCUGUUCGGCCCCGAAAAGAGAAGAGAUUGACUUAUGUUCUGAAUGAUGCAGAUGACACAAAGCACUGUGCAGGUAUCAAUUGUUUGGCUGUGCUAAAACCUACAGUGCCUGAUGGGCUUGACCACCUCUUCACUGGGAGUCGCGAUGGCACAUUAAAGAAAUGGGAACUGACUGAAGAUGGUGCUACCUGCUCCACUACUUUUGAAUCACAUGUUGAUUGGGUCAAUGAUGCUGUCCUUGUAGGUGGAAACACACUUGUGUCCUGCUCCUCAGAUACAACUGUUAAGGCCUGGAAUUGCUUGUCUGAUGGAACAUGUGUGAGGACCCUUCGUCAGCACACUGACUAUGUCACUUGCCUUGCCGCUGCAGAAAAAAAUAGCAAUAUUGUUGCCUCCGGUGGGUUAGGUGGAGAAGUAUUCAUAUGGGAUCUUGAAACUGCACUUGCUCCACAUUCUAAGUCAAGCGAUGCAACUGAAGAUGACUGUUCAAAUGGAGUCUGUGGGUCGGGAAGUUCCUUGCCAGUUAGUCUUCGACCCAUUAACUCAAGCAAUAGCAUUUCCUUACACACAACUCAGUCUCAAGGAUAUGUUCCUAUUGCUGCCAAAGGCCAUAAAGAGUCAGUUUAUGCAUUGGCCAUGAAUGAAAGUGGAACACUUCUUGUUUCUGGUGGAACUGAGAAGGUUGUGCGUGUUUGGGACCCAAGGACUGGUUCGAAGACCAUGAAACUUAGAGGACACACAGAUAAUAUUAGGACGCUGCUGUUAGAUUCUACUGGCAGAUUUUGCUUAUCAGGAUCUUCUGACUCAAUGAUCAGACUAUGGGAUCUUGGUCAGCAACGAUGUAUCCAUUCCUAUGCUGUACAUACUGAUUCUGUUUGGGCACUUGCCAGCACUCCAACUUUUAGUCAUGUUUACAGUGGCGGAAGAGACCUUUCGUUAUACUUGACUGACUUGGCAACAAGAGAAAGUGUAUUGCUUUGUACAAAGGAACAUCCUAUUUUGCAGUUGGCAUUGCAUGAUGAUGGGAUUUGGGUUGCAACGACAGAUUCUUCUGUACAUAGAUGGCCAGCUGAGGGACGGAAUCCUCAGAAAGUUUUCCAAAGAGGUGGUUCAUUUUUGGCUGGCAACUUGUCAUUUUCAAGGGCAAGGAUUUCAUUAGAGGGUUCAACUCCGGUGCCUGUUUAUAAGGAACCAUCGUUUAGCAUCCUUGGCACUGCAGGAAUAGUGCAGCAUGAGAUUUUGAAUAAUCGUAGACAUGUCCUAACAAAGGAUACUGCUGGUAUGGUGAAAUUAUGGGAAAUCACAAGGGGCGUUGUAAUUGAAAACUAUGGAGAGGUUUCGUUUGAGAAGAAGAAAGAAGAAUUGUUUGAGAUGGUAAGUAUUCCUGCUUGGUUCACUGUAGAUACGAGGCUUGGGAACUUGGCUGUUCAUUUGGAUACACCACAAUGUUUUUCUGCGGAGAUGUAUUCUGCUGACUUGAACAUCAUUGGAAAACCUGAGGAUGACAAGGUUAAUUUAGCCCGGGAAACCCUUAAAGGGCUGUUAGCUCAUUGGUUAACCAAACGAAGGCAACGGUUUGGUUCUCAGGCUUCGGGAAACGUGGAAGUUCAAUCUGGUAAAGAUGUAUCUUCUAGGAGUAUUACCCUAUCAAGAGUUGAGGUUGAUGGAAAUGCUGAAAAUGAUUCAAUGGUUUAUCCGCCAUUUGAAUUUUCAGUAGCUGCACCUCCUUCUAUUAUUACUGAGGGGUCUCUAGGUGGUCCGUGGAGAAAGAAAAUCACAGAUUUAGAUGGAAGUGAAGACGAGAAAGACUUCCCCUGGUGGGUCUUGGAUUGUGUAUUGAAUAAUCGCCUUCCUCCCAGGGAAAAUACCAAAUGUAGUUUUUAUUUACAUCCGUGUGAAGGUUCAACCAUCCAGAUCUUAACACAAGGAAAGCUGAGUGCGCCCCGUAUUUUACGGAUACAUAAGGUUGUCAACUAUGUUGUAGAGAAGAUGGUUCUUGAUAAGCCACUUGAUAAUAUGAACUCAGAUGGAAUGUUUCCUGUGGCUGGAGGGCAGUUGCCGCAUCCAGCUGCUGGAGGAGAUGGUUCUUUCCGAUCAGGGGUGAAACAUUGGCAAAAGCUGAAGCCUUGUAUAGAGAUUUUGUGCAAUAACCAGGUCUUAUCCCCUGACAUGAGCUUGGCCACUGUCCGGACAUAUAUAUGGAAAAAACCUGAAGAUCUAGUGCUAAACUACCGAGUGGUGCAGGGCAGGUGAUGGAAGCCCAUACGUUGAUGGGCAUUUGAGCAAAAAAAAAUGAAAAUUGCAUCUUAUGAAGAGUUGAAGGAAAAGCUACCAAGUUCAAUAAUGUAACUCUGGAGAUCUACCUCUCUGGGAUUGUUAGCAAUUUAGUUAAGGAGGUUGAUGCAAGUCAAGUGACCUGUUCUAUGGGUUUCUGGUGCAUCUAAAGCACAGCUCUUCGGGAAGUGUUUGCCGUAAAUCAUACUUAUUUGUUGCUUGUAUAUUUGGGAAACAAUCAGACACGGCAAAAUUCUGUGAAUCCUUGGUUGUGAUUUCCUAGUUGGAUGGUUGGUAAUUAUAAAUUUGGCGCUGGCAAGCAACUUCAAGCUCUCAGCAGAUUUGGAAACUAUUCUGAGCUCAGCUUCUGUAAAGGCAGAUGAAGUAUCUUUUUUUUUUUUUUUUCUCCUUUCUUUUUUACCCCUCUUCCUUUGAAGAAGAAGAGCAUUAGCUAUUUGGUCCUUUUUUAACCUUAAGAGAAGCUCAGCUGAUGAUUCCGAAAGCUUUGUAGAUUUGGUUGGGAUGGGAUAGUAUUGAUGCAGUAUUUUUCAAUGACCUCACUGUAUGAAGUUGAAAUUUUUGCCUGGUAAUAAAAUGUUUAGCUUCACUUCAAAUUAAACACUAGAAGUGGAUGAUAAAAUCUUUGCCCUGUUU
Coffea eugenioides is the source of this 3259-nucleotide messenger RNA. RefSeq names its product WD repeat-containing protein 48. The coding region runs from base 296 to 2584 and encodes 762 amino acids. Gene Ontology annotation, biological process: double-strand break repair via homologous recombination; protein deubiquitination. The record is from RefSeq and is a predicted model, not a curated record. The transcript has 20 exons. Lineage: Eukaryota; Viridiplantae; Streptophyta; Magnoliopsida; Gentianales; Rubiaceae. Gene Ontology annotation, molecular function: ubiquitin binding.